Marmota flaviventris (yellow-bellied marmot) is the source of this 2452-nucleotide messenger RNA. It is a transcript of the gene Jhy, whose product is annotated as junctional cadherin complex regulator. NCBI's taxonomy places the organism in Eukaryota, Metazoa, Chordata, Mammalia, Rodentia, Sciuridae. The record is from RefSeq and is a predicted model, not a curated record. Gene Ontology annotation, biological process: brain development; axoneme assembly.
AUGAGUAAGAGUAAACUAAUUCCCAAGCUUUCCGUUCAAUCUCCUGUCCGUCAUACCAACUUAAAUGUCCAGUCCUCAAACGCACUCCGUAAGAAAGAAGACUUAAAUCUGAUUUCAGAAGACUCCUUGGAAUCAGAUUCAGAAAGCCUCACUCAAGAGUUCGAGUCCCAGUCUGAACUUGAGGACCAAAUCCAGGAUGUAGAUGUGGAGCCUGACAGCCUAGAGGGCAGUCCUCAGAGGGAAAGCUUGAGUGAAACAGAAGAGGAAGCAAGCAGAAAAGUAGCUCAGAUGGCCAUCCAAGGAGACCUCCCGGUCCAGGAUAAUGACGUGAAUAACAGCCAACAACCUAUAGAAGACAAAUACUCAGACCUCCGCUAUGACCCAAAUUGGAAGAAUAAGAAGGAAGAAGGGCAGUUGUUGAGGGGGGAAGCAUUGCCAGAGUCUGCAGCCAGUUAUUCAGAAAAUCUGCCCUUGGAUCCACUCUACCCUUCCAAGGAGACUUCAAUGGAACUCUCAGAGGGAAAAGGCAAACAGAGAAAGAGCUCUCAGAGCGAAACUUCCUUACUUGGAAGUGAAUUUUUAAGCCCAAACUAUGAGAGUGGUGCCCAACACAAAGAGCCAUUUUCAGAGCUGAGCAGUAGUGAUAUGGAGGAGAAGUCAAGCAACCUCUCUCAGUACCUGAAGAGUUCAAGUUCACAUAACGAGGUGUUCCUGCCAGGAUCACGUGGCCCUCGGAGAAGGAAGUCCAAGCAAUAUUUUGUGGAAAAAAACAAGCUGACUUUGGGAUUACCCUCUCCUAAAACAGACUCGUAUCUUCAACUUCACAACAGAAAAAGGGGGGAAACUCACCCAGAGCAGAUAUACUACCCCAUCAGAGUAACUGGCAAGACGUCUGUUCAGAAUGCCAAAGAGAUGGAAAAUGCUGCCAUUGAUCCUGAGGACAAGUGGCAUCAAAGAGCACAGCAGUUAAAGAUUUACCAGGAGCACUGGUCUCAAUAUGAAGGUACAAAAUCAAGCAAUGUACCAAGAAGUCAAUCCUCUGAAAUCGCCAGCGGCCAGCAACCAUCCAAAAGACCAGCCAAGCCCAAAGCUCGGAGACAGCAUAAACUCCAGAUUGGCCUCAAGUCUUUCAUGACCAAAGAACUCAUUGUCAGUCAAGGAAACCAGAAUGACAUUCCAAGACAGCAACAAAACCAAAAUCAGCCUAUAGAUGCUUCAGUAAAGCAUGGAUCAACUGUGCUCACAAACGCCUCUAACAAUGAUUUACAAGACUCAAGAGCAUUUAGGAGCCAGGAUCCCAAAGUGACCUCCAACAUAUUUGCUCCACCAAAGCAGGCUUUUGAAAGGGUAUUAUAUAAAAACUCUACUGGAUAUCACUCAAUGCUGAAUAUCAAUAAAGAAAGGGGACAAUGCAGAGAUGAAGAGGAGAGAAGAUUUCCAUAUCAGCAGCUACCCAUCUACGCUCUUUCUAAUUCAGAUUUGAACAACCUUAACGAACUUUCUAAGAGGCAAGUGUUCCUGAGCCAGAAAGAGUCUCAGUCUGUUUAUGACAUGAAUGUUCAAAGAUCGACUGAAAAGAGGAAGCAACCAAAACAGCCUUUUACAGAGACAAAAUAUAAGAACCUAGAAAUGUUAUGGAAAUUCCAUCCUUCCUCGGACAGCCAACCUGUCAGAGCUUCCCCAGAUUCACGGCUCACUCAGAUAAUGGAGCAGCAUCAGCAAGCCUUGGUGCAGCUGACCGACGUGCAGCCCACCGACGUGCAGCCCAGUAAAGGGUCCUCUUCUAGCAUCAUGCUCCCCCCCAUCUCAUCAAGGGUAGAAAGUGAAUCCCAACUCAGUCCAGAGAGAAGCCAAAGAAACCAAAUGAAAAUUACCCGUAGCAAUUCUGAAGGCUAUCUGUUUCAACUGGAAAAAGGAAAAAAACACAGGAAAAGGAGCAGCAUUAAGAGUUCCAAGCUGAAAGGUUAUCAAAAAAGAGAUGUGAAGCUUGGAGGCCUAGGACCUGACUUGGAAUCUGUCAGAGAAAAAAUGCAAAAAUUAAUACAGCAAAAAGAAUAUGCAAAACAAGUACAGGAAUACAACAUGAAGACGCUGUCUGUUCUGUCCAAACCACAAACAGCAAAAACUGAAAAUAAAUCAGCCAUUCCUCGGCAGAAGGCUUUGGAAUAUGCUAAGACCAUCCCCAAACCCAAAUCAUCAAAUCUGACUGAUCAAUCAUCAAAGGAAAGCAAAAAUCCAACAUAUGAGCGAAGAAAAGAAAGUUUACCUGAAAUUUCACUGCUGGAAAUACUGCAGAGUAGACACGAAAGGGAAAAACAGGCUGUGGCUGCUUUCAAAGUCCUUCACAUUGUAUAGACAACAUUUGGUAGAAGCCAAAAACAAUCGGAGAAAAGAUGUGAAGGAGAGAAACUCUAACUUAAUUGUAACACAAAUUGAGCACAGUAACCUAACA